Pseudo-nitzschia multistriata is the source of this 1644-nucleotide messenger RNA. Lineage: Eukaryota; Bacillariophyta; Bacillariophyceae; Bacillariales; Bacillariaceae. The record is from the annotation of a GenBank genome assembly.
AGUACAGAACAAAAAUCCAAAAAAAUUGUCCUUCUGACAACUGAAGCAGUUAAACACCUGUAUACGUAUCGUUCAAGGCAGGAAAACACUUUAAAGAUGGUACGGUACGGUGCGGCGCGGUAUGGUUGCAACCAAUCCGCAGGAGUCACAAUCUCGUUGCGGUCGAGUUUGAAUACCAGUAGUAUCGGAUCAAUAUUGAAGACAAAAUGCUAUCGUAGUCAAAGUGACAACGACGAGUCUGUCAAAAAACCAAGGUACGAACUCAAACACAUCGGUAGGGCUAGAAGUCCGAUUUAUGAUUCAAAAACGUGUCUCGUGACUUUUUGACGAAAUGAUGGUGAUUCGAAAGGAGGUCAAUGAAUGCCAUGACAUAGCACUGGGUUCUGAUACACCGUGAUCGUGAACGCACGCUUGAACGUGCAUAAAACUUAGGAGACCAGCCUAUUCAAUAUCAAUCAUCGUCGUUGUCGUCGGACACAAAGAGGAAGCAACAGAAGCACAACACUGUGCUGGACAAGGAUGAUGUUCCGAUUUAGGAAGUGCCGUCUGAAGCUUUGAUCGACGCCGAUUAUUCUUGGUUGUGACAAUGUAACUCGAUCUAGGGCACCUGAAAUGAAAAUUAUGCUUGGAUACUUUCUUGAGUCAAAAAUGACAUCCAAAACGGAUUUGAGAGUUUCUAUCAUUGGUUUUCAUUUGGGGGGUUCUGGUUUUAGUUGGUUGCUUCUUGGGGUGGUUGCAUCGUCAAAGCACGCCCACUCGCUGGGAUAGUGAUUUAUAAGACCGGAAUGAGUCAGAGUCCAACGGUUGUUUUCCACUUGAUUGUCGGUCGUUUAUUCUUUGAUUUCCUUCUAAAACUGUUCAACUAACAGAACAGAGCACAUUUUUCAUUCUACUUGCCUCUACUCUGGUGCAGAUGGUUGGUGCUUGUGAAAUCAUGCAGACGUGAUAGAUAGGGAAGACCUAACUGAGAACAGAAUGAUUUGGGGAAUGCGUUUGCUGUGGAAAAAAAUUGAAAAUGAUAAAUAGAAUAUAAUAGAGAAURGAAUUACAGUACUUGGUGACUCAAUGUUCUAGGAUUGCAUCUGUAAGGCAAUCGUACGCGUCCCACAUCAAUCGUUUCUUCCAACAAACCCUUUUUAUCCGAAAGAUGCAAUUCGUUCUGUCAAAGAGGUUACUACAAUACCAACAAGCAUGAGAAAGGAUGCAACAACCACAGGGUUAUCACCGCUGUUCCAUUUUGCAUCUUUCAAUAUUGGAAGCGCGGGUUCUUUUUGCCGACCAGCCUUCCUUUCUGAUUUGUUGUCGAUAAGCCAGUCGGUGAACAACCACCUCUCGAAGGCUCUGUCUCGUGUUGGAGAUGGCUUCGAGGAAGUUGACCGGRUUUCCGUUAUCUUUCCUUCGUCAUCCGAAGCUAAAGUUGCUGUUUGUAAGGUUGGGACGUCGACAGAAUCAGCUUCAGACGAAAUUUCUGAAGACAUUAAAUUGGGAGACGAGGACUGAGACACUGAAUCGGAUGUGACUGACGAUUCUUUGAGUUCGUCUAGAUAUUCUUUGAGUUCUCCACGACUUUUGGAAAUGGCUAGUUUGGUUCUUGAAACUGGAACUACCUGAUUCUCCCAGACCCAGUAAAGUGCAACACAUAAG